Molecule: messenger RNA, 996 nt
Organism: Aspergillus chevalieri
Lineage: Eukaryota; Fungi; Ascomycota; Eurotiomycetes; Eurotiales; Aspergillaceae
Product: putative FHA domain protein SNIP1
Exons: 1
Coding region: 1-996 (331 amino acids)
Biological process (GO): maintenance of RNA location; mRNA splicing, via spliceosome
Cellular component (GO): nucleus
Molecular function (GO): mRNA binding; protein binding
Source: RefSeq, a predicted model, not a curated record
AUGGCAGGGUCCCCAGAUGAUUAUCGCGAUCAUCGGCGGCGGCGGUCCCCUUCAGAUUCGUCUGCACGCGACAGUGGUCGACGACGCCGAGAUGAAGACGCAGACCGCAGCUCGCGACGCCGUGACGAGCACCGAAGCUCCCGCAGAGAUAGCUCAAGAAGACGGCCAUCGCGCAGUCCAUCCGGCCGGGGAAGCUACAGAAGGGAUCGAGAUCAUCGCCAUCGAGAGCGCAGGAGCUCAGAUGAUGAUCACAGGAAGAGGAGACACUCAUCCCCCGAAGACCGCUCCCACCGACGCCGCCGUGACCGAGAUGUGUAUGAUGAUCGAGACAAGCCUUCCCGAAGACGACGGAGUGUAUCGCGAUCUCGUUCCCGGCCUCGACGCUCGCGCAGCCCUCCUGCAAGGGCGCUGGAACGAUCCAAACGUCCCCUUCCUUCCCAAAACGAAGUGUUCACAUCGUCGGAAGUCACAGGGACGGGGGAAUCGUCUGGGCCGCCAGUUGAGAAGCAGAAGCCCAACUUUGCCAACACAGGACGCUUAGCGGCAGAGAGCAACACCGUCGAUGUCAAUGGAGGAAAGGUAGUUCUCAAAUACCAUGAACCCCCCGAGGCACGCAAACCUCCGGCCAAGGAACCAUGGCGUCUCUAUGUGUUCAAAGGAGAUGAUCUCUUGGAGGUGGUGGAGUUAUACGAGCGUAGCUGUUGGCUUGUCGGGAAAGAACGGUUGGUGGUGGAUUUCCCGCUGGAUCACCCAAGCUGCUCUAAGCAACAUGCGGCUAUUCAGUUCCGUUACGUCGAGAAGAGAAAUGAAUUCGGGGAUCGGAUUGGGAAGGUCAAGCCGUAUAUUAUUGACCUUGAGAGUGCCAAUGGUUCCAGCUUGAAUGGCGAACCAAUCCCGGCGGCGCAGUUUGUGGAAGUGCAAGAUAAGGAUGUGCUACAAUUUGGGUUGAGCUCUCGAGAAUACGUGAUGCUACUGCCACCUCCUGAAGCGAGGUAA